Messenger RNA from Knipowitschia caucasica, 1506 nucleotides. Lineage: Eukaryota; Metazoa; Chordata; Actinopteri; Gobiiformes; Gobiidae. The record is from the annotation of a GenBank genome assembly.
AUGACCCCUGUCCUCACCCCCUCCAUCAACCACAUGACCCCUGUCCUCACCCCCUCCAUCAAUCACAUCACCCCUGUCCUCACCCCCUCCAUCAACCACAUGACCCCUGUCCUCACCCCCUCCAUCAACCACAUGACCCCUCUGCAGAGAGAGCUGGAUCUGCACCGGGCUGAAGCCGCAGCUGCCCCCACGGUGCCCACCACGCGCUCGCACUCGGACUCGGAGGCGGUGCUGCAGGAGCAGAGGGUCCGAGGUCCCACAGAGAACCCAGUGGUGGACGCUCUGACCCUGGACCCUCUGAGUCUGGACGUCCCACUCUCAGGCCUGGACUGUGAGAAGAGGUUCCCCUGCAUGAAGGAGGCCCUGAACGAGCUUUCGGACCGAGAAGGAGAGUCCUUUCCCGACGAGGACUCGGGAGGAGGGAGCCUGCUCAGGGCCAAGUCCGUCUGCUCCAUGAGCGACUUCCAGCGCCUGAUGGACAGCUCGCCGUUUCUACCCGACAAAAGCCGCCUCUGCGACCGCGGCCCGGACGACGUCACACCCCCCCUCUCCCCCGACGACCUCAAGUACAUCGAGGAGUUCAACAGUAAGGGCUGGGAUUUCCCAUCAGCCCUUGCUUCUGCUUCGACCAUCUCUCCGCCGUUCCCCAGAGGAGCCGAAUCGCUACCGCCGCCAUCUUGGUAUUUGACCACGAGCGCCACGUUGACCACAAGCACGCUGAGCAGUCCGGAACACUGCCACAGGACGCAGAUGAGAGCUUCCGGAGCGGGAGCGGGGGUGGAGCAUUAUGGGUACUUGCACAAUCCGACCAGAACGUCCCAAGCUAGCAACGGCAGAGGUGCUAGCAUGAACGACGAGGUGUUUAGCUCAGGGAGGUGGCCUUGCACUGGACUAAGGACUUCACCGAACCCGUCCAUCUGCCCCAACGUGGCGUUCCCUUCUCCGCUAGAGCUGCAGCUGUCCCGAAACCUGAGCGACGACAUGAAAGAAGUCGCGAUAUCCGUUCGAAACGCCAUCCGCUCUCCGCCCAGCCCUCACCUCCGCGACAUCUCCUGCCAGACCAACGGUUUCACCACGAGAGGUACGCAAACGACGCAGACGAUUAGCGUAGGGCUCCAGACAGACUUGUUGCGCAAUCUUACCAGCAGCCCGCACCGCUGUCUUACGCCUAAAGGGGGCAGCACUCCCGUCUCGUCUCCUUCGCGCAAUACCAGGAAAGUGCAAUACUCUCCGGUGAUCCAGAGCAAGUUCGAGCGCCCGUGUUGCUCCCCGAAAUACGGCUCGCCCAAGCUUCAACGCAAACCGUCGUCGGUGAGUAAGACGGAUAUCGCGAGCGGGGCAAAUCGCGCGCCAAUGCCGACCACGCCGCAAAAGGGUAACAGCGAAUCAGCUUGGGCGCGUUCCACCACCACGCGGGAUAGCCCCGUUCACACCACCAUCAACGACGGGCUGUCCAGUCUCUUUAACAUCAUAGAUCACACCCCAGUUAGCUUCCAGGAACGCUAG